CGUCGUCGUCGUCGACGUCGUUCGUCGACGUAGUAGUCGUCGUACUACUCCACGUCGUCUUCGUCGCCGUCUCCACCAUCGCCAUCGUCAUCGACGCCGCCGCCGCCGUAAGCCGCCGCCAAAGCGGCCACCGUCGCCGUUGCCGCUGCUUCGACGGUCGCUGAGACGUUCCCUCCGUUCUCCGCCUAUCGCCCGUAAUCGUGGUGUAGUGUCACGCGCGGAGAGACUCGCUCGCUCCGAGCCGUGGUCGGACUCCGGUAUCUGUCAAAGAGGAGUCGUCGCCAUCUAAAAUCGGUCAUCGUCGCCACCGUCACCGCCACCGCCACCGCCACCGCCACCGCCACCGCCACCGCCACCGCAGCCGCUGCUGCUGCUCAUCGUCGUCAUCGUGCGGCUCGCGCGUGGUCCAGCAAUCCCGAAGCGAGCCCGCGAGCUCGCCAGAGCACCCGACUGGAAUCAUCUCCCCUCUCUUCCCCUCUCUCUCCGUUUUCCCGCUCCGCUCGUCGAUACUCGCGUGCACCCGCGAGUGCACGGUCGCGCCUACCCUCUCCCUCCCCUUCCUCCCCUGGGGUGCGAGAAGGGGACCGCCCUGAGAAGGAGGCCGAGGGAGAAUAGAGAUCUCUGCCUGAGAGAGAGAGAGAGAGAGAGAGAGAGAGAGAGAGAGAGAGAGAGAGAAAAAGAGUGAGUGUGUGUGCGUGGGUGUGCGCGCGUGUGGUGUGUAUAUGUGCGUGCGUGCGUGCGUGCGUGUGUGUGUGCGUGGGGCCGUCUCUCCCCUUCGUCCCCCUUUCCCGGUCGCAUCGUAAAGAACGCCCGUGAACAGUUCCUAGGCACCGAUGUGCCGCGCUGUGCGAUAACUUCCGUCACCUCUCCGCCAUCCUCCCUCCCUCCCUCUCCCCGCCCGCCCGUCCGUCCGACCGACCGACCGACCGACCGACCGACCAACCGACCGACCCCCGCCGUCCGCGCGCGCGUCCGUUCUCUUUCCCUCCCGGCGGCGUAUUUCCGUGCGCGCGCGUGCGUGCGUGUGUGUGUGUGUGUGUGUGUGUGUGUGUGUGUGUGUGUGUGUGUGUACGUACGUACGUACGUACAUGUGUGUGUGUGGCGGCCGCGCCGCGCCGCGCCGCGCCGGGCUCUCGAGGUGAAAAUACCGCCCUCUCCUUCUACCCAACCCCUCCGUACAAUACGCUGAAGGUGGCCGCUAUCUCGCGCGCGAGUAACAAGAGCACGCGAGACAAGGAGCAAGAGGGAGGAAGAGGAGGAGGUGGACGACGACGCCGAAGAGGAGGAGGAGGAGGCGGAGGAGGAGAAAAACGGCGGUGCGAGAAACAAGCGGAGGAAAGCGGAAAAGAGAAAAAUACGGCGCGGGCGGAGCGUGCUGCGAGAGGACAGCGUACGGAGGAGAAGGCGAACCCGUCGCCGCCGCCGCCGCCGCUGUCAUCGUCGUCGUCGUCGACGUCGUCGCUCGUUGAGGAGCGAGAGGCGUGAAAGGAGUGAGGAGAGCGAGAGAGGAGAGAGGCGCCCACGCUCGUCGUUUAUCCUCAUACAGCAUGACCUCCAACAAUUCGCAGAAACUCCCCACGGCGGACCGAGUGAUCAAAAAUGUUCCGUUUCCACCGUCGCACAAAAUGACAGUGGCAGAAGUCUUCGACGAACGAACAGGAGCCCCGCGGCCGGAGGUCCUGAAGCAACACUUUAUCCUCGAAGGUAGGAUCGACGAGGCCGCGGCCCUUCGUAUAAUCAAUGAGGGAGCCGCCCUUCUACGCUUGGAGAGGACUAUGAUAGACAUCGAGGCUCCGGUCACCGUGUGCGGCGAUAUUCACGGACAGUUCUACGACCUGAUGAAAUUAUUCGAGGUGGGUGGUCCACCGUCCUCGACCAAGUAUCUCUUCCUCGGAGAUUAUGUUGACAGGGGUUAUUUCAGUAUCGAGUGCGUAUUGUACCUGUGGGCGCUGAAACUGUGCCAUCCCACCACACUCUUCCUCCUCAGAGGUAAUCACGAGUGCCGUCAUCUUACGGAAUACUUCACAUUUAAGCAGGAAUGUAAAAUAAAAUACUCCGAGAGGGUGUACGACGCGUGCAUGGAUGCCUUCGAUUGUUUGCCGCUCGCCGCCCUCAUGAACCAACAGUUCCUCUGCGUACACGGCGGCCUGUCGCCGGAAAUUCACAAUUUAGAAGACAUUCGCAAACUGGACAGGUUCAAAGAGCCGCCGGCGUUCGGCCCGAUGUGCGACCUCCUCUGGUCGGAUCCUCUCGAGGACUUCGGCAACGAGAAGAACGCGGAGCACUUCUCUCACAAUAGCGUCAGGGGUUGUUCAUACUUUUACAGUUACGCGGCGUGUUGCGACUUUCUGCAGAACAACAAUUUGCUCAGCAUCAUAAGGGCGCAUGAGGCUCAAGACGCCGGAUAUCGCAUGUACCGAAAGUCCCAGACGACGGGCUUCCCGUCGCUCAUCACCAUCUUCAGCGCGCCCAACUAUCUCGACGUGUACAACAACAAGGCGGCGGUUUUAAAGUACGAGAACAACGUGAUGAAUAUCAGGCAGUUCAAUUGCUCGCCACACCCGUACUGGCUGCCCAAUUUCAUGGACGUUUUCACAUGGUCCCUACCGUUUGUCGGCGAGAAAGUCACAGAAAUGUUGGUGAACGUGCUGAACAUUUGCUCGGACGACGAGCUGAUGAGCGACGGCGAUGACGCGCUCGAGGAAGAUGUCGCAGCCAAAGUCGUUGUCCAAAAAAAGAAUGGUGCAGCAGCCAAUCUACGUAAGGAAGUGAUCAGAAACAAGAUUAGAGCCAUUGGUAAAAUGGCACGGGUGUUCUCCGUCCUGAGAGAGGAGAGCGAGAGCGUGCUGCAGUUGAAGGGCUUGACACCGACUGGAGCUUUACCGCUCGGUGCAUUAUCUGGUGGCAAAACUUCUCUGAAAAACGCUCUCCAAGGCUUCUCGCCGAAUCACAAAAUUACCUCGUUCGCCGAGGCCAAGGGCUUGGAUGCCAUAAACGAAAGAAUGCCACCAAGGAAAGACGCACCGCCUACACCGGUGAACGAAGAGAAAUCCGUGACAAAGCCGCCGCCUCCUGCGGGAGACAAGCGGGACCACAACAUGCCGCAACCGCAGUCGUGAGCCCCACACUCGUCCACUCAAGAUGGCGGAUGGAUGGACGGGUCCUAAAAUCCCGGCGCUAUCGCCGCCACCACCGAACAUUUGCAAACCAUUGCUCGUCUCUCCCCUCCCCGUCUGUUAUACAACCAGUGCGCUGUUCAUCGAAAAGUCAGGAGAAACCAUUGCCGUCGCAAGGGGAAGAUCAGAAACAGACGGUCGCGAAAUGAAAGCAACUUUUCGUCGAUGCGAUUUUCAACGAGCAUCAUUAUCGGUCCCGGUGCGCGCAUAGCGGAGGAAUGCAGCAGCAGCAGCAGCAGCAGUAGUCAAGGAAAGGAGGCUGCAUGAACAUCGAGAAACGAUUCAGUCGGGCGUUUCGUGGCAGGCCUCCUCUUCUCCGAGGAUUUGCCUCCGCGUCUCUUUUUCGCGUACACUGCGCUCGCGAAUGGAGAAUGAAAACGUUAGCCUCUCUUCUGCCGAUAAGCCGCGCGCACGCGCCGACGUUCUCCGAUCUCUCCGUUGUUCACGUAAUUAUUCCUCGCUUUUCUUUCCCUAUAUCUCUCCUUCUCUCCUUAUCUUCGCUCACGUUGUCUCUUGCAAUUCCUCGCUCUUCUUUUCUUCCCCAACAUCCACGAACAUAUACAUUAUCCGCGUGUUUCUAGCAGAUUAAUCGAUCCGAUGUACAUACGCACGCGCGCGUGUACGUCAACGACAAGCGGAACAUUAAAGCGCGAUAUAUCUUGUAGAUAGAUUCGUUUACACGUCAAAUGGAUCUGAUGUUCAUACACGGGAAAGGACGACGACUUCUCCUUCCCUUUGUCUCCGUCAUUUCUCUCGUGUCUUUUCUUUCUUCGGCGCGAAAAAGCGAGAAGAGAACGGAACGAACGGCACGCGCGCGGUUAUGUCUAUCCAAUGAGAGGAAACGCAUAGACAGUGUGAAAGAGAGAGAAUGA
Monomorium pharaonis (pharaoh ant) is the source of this 4048-nucleotide messenger RNA. RefSeq names its product serine/threonine-protein phosphatase 2B catalytic subunit 2. Lineage: Eukaryota; Metazoa; Arthropoda; Insecta; Hymenoptera; Formicidae. The transcript has 15 exons. Gene Ontology annotation, molecular function: calmodulin-dependent protein phosphatase activity; calmodulin binding. Gene Ontology annotation, biological process: calcineurin-mediated signaling. The record is from RefSeq and is a predicted model, not a curated record. The coding region runs from base 1548 to 3119 and encodes 523 amino acids. Gene Ontology annotation, cellular component: calcineurin complex; cytoplasm.